GCUGCCCAGGCAGGUGCAGAAGGCGAGAGACGGGGACGGCUGCCGGGAGCCCUGCGGAGCCGGAGAGCGAAGGGAGCCUGGCUGCUCCGGCACAGGAUGGAGUCCGUGGCUUUGUACAGCUUCCAGGCGACGGAAAAGGACGAGCUGCCCUUCCGCAAGGGGGACACGCUGAAGAUCCUGAAUAUGGAAGAUGACCAGAACUGGUAUAAGGCCGAGCUCUACGGCUCCGAAGGCUUCAUCCCAAAGAAUUACAUCAAAGUCAAGCCACACCCGUGGUACGCGGGAAGGAUCUCCAGGCACCUGGCCGAAGAGAUCCUCUUGAAACGCAAGCACUUGGGAGCCUUCCUGAUCCGCGAGAGCGAGAGCGCCCCGGGGGAAUUCUCCAUCUCCGUGAACUAUGGAGAGCACGUCCAGCAUUUCAAGGUACUCCGCGAGAGGAACGGCAAAUAUUUCCUCUGGGAGGAAAAGUUCAACUCCUUGAACGAGCUGGUGGAUUUCUACAGAACCACCACCAUCGCCAAAAAGCAGCAGAUCUUCCUGAGAGACGAUGACCAGAACCACGAGGUCAAGAAGCCGAAGUUCGUCCAGGCUCAGUUUGACUUCUCCUCCCACGAUGCGUCCCAGCUGGACUUCUACAGAGGAGACAUCAUUGAGGUCUUGGACUGCCCCGACCCCAACUGGUGGAGAGGGAAGAUCUGCGGGCGAAUCGGCCUGUUUCCACGGAACUACGUCCACCCCAUUCACAUGUGACCUGCCGGCCGGUGUCUGGAUGCCCCAGCUCCCUGGCUGCACCUCAAAAUGAACUGCAAUCCCCUGAACCUGGUGCCUAGAGCUUCUAGGAGACAAAUCCCCAGAGCACGAUGGACCUUUCUUAGGCUUAAGGUCGGACUGGGGGACCAGGUCAGAUUUGAACCCUCUGGGAUCUGUGUGCUCUGGCGCCCACCCCCUCCCAGUGCUGCAGAACCAGCGUGUCCUAGGCCUUUGUACCGGGGGUGGGGGGAGGUUGUUGCAGCAGAAGAGGCAGAUCACACCACCCACCGCACGCCGGGGACAAGACCAGAGUGAAAUGAACAAGGCUCAUCGCAACCCACAGCGCCCCGGCACUUUGCCUGCGUGGUGUAGCCUUUCCGCUUCGUCCUCUGUCUAGCUCCACUGCGAGCCCUUUGGGGCAGGGGCCUUUGUCCUCCCGCCUUCCUGCUCAGUGGCAAGCAUGCAAUGAAGCCUCCCAAUCGCGCUUGCUGAGAGCCAGGCGUGGGGAGAGGGGCUUUCCCAGCUCCUGGGCUUGCCGCUCAAAGUGAGCAGCCAACGGAGGGGCCGGGCCAGGCGGCUCUGGAGCAAAGCGGAAUCAGCAGAUCCCUUCCAUCGAGGACUUCCUGUGCCAGCCUGUGCUUCUAGGAUCAGCCCCUCUCCCUCCUCAAAUCACAGACAGGUGGGCACAGAACCUGGGGCUUUCUCAUACAGAAGGUAGGCCUGGUACCAUGUACCCCUUCCCCAAACCUCCUCUCCAUGCUAGAACACCAGGCCCCUCACUGCAGCUACCCCAUCCCCUGGUGCAACUUU
Messenger RNA from Pelodiscus sinensis (Chinese soft-shelled turtle), 1560 nucleotides. RefSeq names its product GRB2 related adaptor protein (gene GRAP). Gene Ontology annotation, molecular function: protein binding. Lineage: Eukaryota; Metazoa; Chordata; Testudines; Trionychidae. The record is from RefSeq and is a predicted model, not a curated record.